AUGCGAAGACGAGAGGGCUUCCAGUUUGAGGGGAAGAAGAAUCAAGGGUUUAUUGGCAGCAGUGAAGACAGGUUUUAUUUUUAUAAAGGCGAGGCCUUUCUCCCCUGCUACAGCUGAGCAGGCAACCAGGUCGUCUGCCUGCCCGAGGGCACUGCAGCCAGGACCGUGAGCAACGACCAGAACCCGUUUAAGAUGCAUCGGGAACAGGAACUCCAGGACAGGAAGACGGUGUGCCCGUGGGGCUCCUGGAAAGAUGGGUUAAUCCUGCCUGUAGCAGGGAGAAGGCCGUUGGACCCUCCCAGGAAUGAGAGAUUCCACGAGGAUAAGGAUCUCGACUUCUCUUCCUCGCUCGCAAGAGCGCUGGAGGGCGUGGUCCUCAAGGGGACACUGGACCUCACAAAUCCAGUUAAAAGACUGGAGGAUUUCCAAAGAAUAUUCCCGCGUGCAGAGACUGCUCUGGCUGAGCAGGUUCGAAAUUCCCGGAAGGAUCACACCCUCUUUGGGUACCAGUUCCUCAGCGGUGCAAACCCCAUGCUCCUGAGGCGGUCCGCCAGCCCCCCAGCCCGGCUGGUGCUGCCACCAGGGAUGGAGGACUUGAAGACCCAGCUGGAGAAAGAACUCCAGGUCUCCUCCUGUUAUUCCUUUCUUUUCUCCCUCCUAGAGGGGGUCAGGCCUAAUGUUACCAUCUUGAAACAACAAUACGUGGCCGCCCCUCUGGUCAUGCUGAGGCUCCAGCCUGACGGACUCUUACCCAUGGUCAUCCAGCUGCAGCCUCCUCAUCAUGGACACCCCCCACCCAUGCCGUUCCUGCCCUCCGAUCCCCCUCUGGCCUGGCUGCUGGCCAAGACCUGGGUCUGUAGCUCUGAUUUCCAGCUGCACCAGUUACAGUCACAUCUCCUGAGGGGACACCUGAUGGCUGAGGUUAUUUCUGUGGCCACAAUGAGGACCCUGCCCAGCCUGCAUCCCAUCUGCAAGCUCCUGAUCCCUCACUUCCACUACACCAUGGAGAUCAACAUCCUGGCCCGGAGUAAUCUUGUCUCCAAAUGGGGAAUUUUUGAUCUGGUGGUGAGCACCGGUAGUGGAGGCCAUGUGGACAUUCUCCAGAGAGCCACCACUUGCUUGACCUACCGUUCCCUCUGCCCUCCUGACGACCUGGCUGACCGUGGGCUCUUGGAUGUGAGGUCUUCUCUCUAUGGCCAAGAUGCCCUCAGGCUGUGGGGAGUCAUCAGCAGGUACGUGGAGGGGAUGGUCGGUCUUUUCUACAAGAGUGAUGAAGCUAUGAGGGAUGAUCCGGAGCUGCAGGCUUGAUGCAGAGAGAUCACUGAGAGCGGGCUGCAGGGUGCCCAGGACCGGGGGUAA
Neomonachus schauinslandi (Hawaiian monk seal) is the source of this 1359-nucleotide messenger RNA. Its product is annotated as polyunsaturated fatty acid (12S)/(13S)-lipoxygenase, epidermal-type-like. The record is from RefSeq and is a predicted model, not a curated record. Gene Ontology annotation, cellular component: cytosol; plasma membrane. NCBI's taxonomy places the organism in Eukaryota, Metazoa, Chordata, Mammalia, Carnivora, Phocidae. Gene Ontology annotation, molecular function: iron ion binding; arachidonate 15-lipoxygenase activity; arachidonate 12(S)-lipoxygenase activity. Gene Ontology annotation, biological process: linoleic acid metabolic process; lipid oxidation.